This is a messenger RNA of Durotheca rogersii, 3213 nucleotides long. RefSeq lists its product as uncharacterized. The coding region runs from base 1 to 3213 and encodes 1070 amino acids. The transcript has 5 exons. Gene Ontology annotation, cellular component: chromatin. Gene Ontology annotation, biological process: regulation of transcription by RNA polymerase II; DNA-templated transcription. Gene Ontology annotation, molecular function: RNA polymerase II cis-regulatory region sequence-specific DNA binding; zinc ion binding; DNA-binding transcription factor activity, RNA polymerase II-specific. The record is from RefSeq and is a predicted model, not a curated record. Lineage: Eukaryota; Fungi; Ascomycota; Sordariomycetes; Xylariales; Xylariaceae.
AUGACUAGUCUGGAGUUCAUCAUGGACAUGGUCGACGAAGAGGACGCCCCUCGGGUGGAUAAGAAUCGUGGAGGCUCCGUCCCUCCGGGGUCGUCUCGUAGUCACGAUCCUUCCCGUGCGGGAACGUCGAGCCACGAGAAGCUUAAAGACCAGGACGAUAGACUAGCUUCAGCCUCAACGAGACGCCGCGGCCCCUUAAGCCGUUCAUCCAAGCCCACCGUUACCGCGUCCUCUUCGUCGCCAUCCUUGUCCACGACAGCAACACCGCUAGCACCACCGCCCGCCUCGUCGUCUUCCACCCGGCCCGCCUCUGUUAGUGGGCGGAGUGCUACUGCUAGUUCCGAGCCGAUGGACCCCAGCGGUUACGGGAGCCACGCCCAGGCCUCCUCCUCGGGGAGGGGCCUCUCCCCGUCUAGCAUGCCCUCGAGACCGAUGGGCAACGCCAUGGGAGACGGAAACAUCCCGCUGAAGCUAACCCCCAUCACUGGCCGGGUUAGCCGAGCGAAGAAGGGCAUGCCCGUCCAUACCUGUACCGAGUGUAGCAAGACGUUCACGAGGGCAGAGCAUCUCAGGCGAGUGUUUCCCAGAGAUAGGAGUGAUCCCGCUAGCGCGCUGCUAACCGUCCGCUCCAGGCGCCACCAGCUGAGUCACGCGACUCCCGGAUACUCGUGCACCUAUCCCGGUUGUGACAAGGCCUUCUAUCGAGCUGACUUGCUCCAGCGUCACGCUCACCGACACGACCAGGAUGACAAGAGGGGCACGAGUGCAGGAGGUAGCCGGCCGACGUCCGCCCCGCUAGAUGAUGGAAACUCGCCAGGCUUGAGCUAUCUGCCGCACGAUCCUUCUUCGAUGAGUGGGGGCUCGGGUUCCCGCUCCGGUAUGCCCGGAUCGUCUGAUAUCUCGUCGAGCGCUGGCUAUCCGGGCAGCUUGCCCUCCUACCAGCCGAUGGGAAACCAGCGCGGCGGAAGCGGACAGGCCCCGAUGUCCCCCCAGCAUGGCCGAUCAGACAACAGUUACCAGGCCAGCCCGGGCGCCUCUUCUCACAGCAGAUACGUCCUCAUCAGCGACCAGACUUCGGGCGUCGGGGGCUCUCCGGUCACAGGCACUGGCUAUGGGCUAGGCUUCGAACCUCGCACGUCGUCGCCUGCCUACCCCUUCAUGGAGACGGGGGUGUUGACCGCGAAUCUACCUGCCUUGACCAUCCCCGACAACAGUUUUCCUCCGGGCCUUCUUCCUACUGGUCACGACGGGUCUCCCUGGCCAUCGUCUGCCUCUGAAAGUCCCUACUCUACGCCUUCGGAAGUGGGUUACAACCAGAGGAGAAAUUUCACCCGAGGGCGCGAGUCUCCGACGUCAGACUGGCCGGGCCCUGGUCUCUACUCGUCCGGCGGCUCGCAUAGCCUCAACAGCCCGGGUGGCGGGCUUGAAGCUAUCGCUACCUCGGUAGCGCCCUUCUUUCCCUCGCCAAGCUUCGACCAGGCGCUGGGCUUGUCCAUGCUCUCGGACGAUCAUUCUUUCGUCGAGCAAACCCAGCCCUACCACCACUAUUCUUCAGUUCGUAGUCCGACCCCACCGAUUAUCUCGCUGGCCGCUCAACCGACUGAAAAUCUAGUCACCGUUGCCGCCGCAUCAUUUCCCGACGCAGCAUCCACGGGAUCUCGCCGGAAGGGUACGGCAGUCUUCCUUGGGUCACUCCAGGGUGCCACCCUUCUAACGGCGAACACCCUGGCACCGCACGUCCGGAACGCCAUCCCCAAAUACCUUGACGUAUACUGGAAGCGCUUCGACACACUCUAUCCGCUGAUCCACCGCGCAAGCGCCAAAGCCGCUGCCAACGAGGUGCUGCGUUGCGCCAUGGCUGCCGUGGCCACGCAGUUCCUCCAAGGUAGGGAGGAUCGCAUCAUCGGCAAGGAAUUGCAUGAAUUCGCCUGGAAGGAGGCCAACCUAUGCACGCAGUGGGACCUCCAGAUCAUGCAAGCGAUCCUCCUUUGCGAGUUUUACGCUCGGUUUCGCGGACGGAGUGUGCAGAGACACGCAUCGGAGCCCUUCCAGUCGCUAUACUCGAGGGUGGUCAACUUUUCAGCGCCGGACACGCUUAUCCUUGAUGCUUCAACACGCGAUGAACAAUGGAACGAAUGGAUCGAUACCGAGUCACAGCGCAGACUCUUGGCGGCUUGCUUUCUUUUGGAUGCUCACACAUCCGUGUAUUAUGAACAACACUUGAUGCGACAAUUUCCUAUAUCAAAACCUCUGAUUCCCCUAAUUCGGCCUACCGAGGAUCUCUGGGCCGCCCGAACACCGGAAGAAUGGGAGGUCCGCCUCGCCACGAGGCCAGCCAACGCGGAACCAGCCCAUCUAUCCGACGCGCCGCUCACCGCGGAACAGAUAGCCGGCGCGCCACCCCUCGACCGCGCCGUGUUUCUAGCUUCGGAAGCCCUCCGCCUACCCAAACGCCAUGACCCGUCGGUACUCGACCCGUCGAGAGAAAUAGACGAAGCUCCCGUCGAGCGCUUCAGCAGCCUCUUCCCGGGAUCAGCCGUCGCCAACACUUACCUAGCAUUGCACUACACUCCCCUCCACGACCUUCUCGCGGUCAGCGGCGACACCUGGCUCUUCUCGAAGAAGGUGGCAUUUGACGAGGUCUACCAACAACACAAGAAGCAGCUCCAGGUCUGGUGCGGUAGCUCUCACGCCGCCACCGCCGCCGGUUUCGCUGCCAAAGCUCUCCUGACUUUCCUUGAUCCCGGCGCCGCCCACGGCCAUCGCAAUACUCUAGACGGCGCAGACUCACCUUCGCAUCUUGAUGGCCGCAACGACAACUACAACAAUGGGCAAUACCGGGAUAGAAAUUGGAACAUGUCGGACAUCUCCGACUAUUGGGCCAUGUACGUAUGCACGCUCAUCUGCUGGGCACUCAGCCAGCGGGCGACUUCGACCCGGGGCUGCGGAUCCUGCUUCGACCCCGUCGGCGCUUCUUCUCACUACCACAAUCCCAGGGGAGAGCAGGAAGCGAUGCAAUGGUUGAAGACGGUGUCGAGCCUAGGAACGGAGAAGCUAUUACAGCUGCGGGGACGACGGGAGGCGAUAAGCGUGGUCGGCAUGGUGCGAAGGCGGCUCGAGAGCGAGGCUGUCGGGCGAAAGAGCCGGCUGCUCGUCGACGCCGCGGGCACGCUCGCGAAACUUGAAGAGCGCGCCGGCGACAAAUGGAUCUAG